Molecule: messenger RNA, 1519 nt
Organism: Eucalyptus grandis
Lineage: Eukaryota; Viridiplantae; Streptophyta; Magnoliopsida; Myrtales; Myrtaceae
Product: uridine nucleosidase 1
Exons: 9
Coding region: 327-1313 (328 amino acids)
Biological process (GO): purine nucleoside catabolic process
Cellular component (GO): cytosol
Molecular function (GO): purine nucleosidase activity
Source: RefSeq, a predicted model, not a curated record
GCAAACAGCAUUACAGAGGAGAGAGAGAGAGAGAGAGAGAGAGAGAGAGAGAGACGUCUGCGAUAGAGCAAGCUCGCGCGAUUGUCGUCGCCAGCUUCGUCGCCGUCGCCGUCGCCGUCGCCGUCUUGUCCUCUUCCUCGAAUCGGGACGUACGCAUUUUGAAUUUUCCCGAGCGGCUCGCCACUGGCGUACGUGAAGAGAGGCGCUCUGAAUUGAAUUGUUUGCUGCUGCCGCUGCUGCUGCUGGUCUAAGUUGGGGGCGCCCUCUCGAGUUGUUUUUCUUUUUCGUCCACGCGAUUCGAAGGCGGAGAGAGAGAGAGAGAAAGGAUGGACGGCGCGGUUGCCAACGGCGGCGAUGCUCUCGGCCCCGAGAAGCUCGUUAUCGACACUGAUCCCGGGAUCGAUGAUAGCAUGGCAAUCUUCAUGGCAUUUCAAGCUCCUGAGGUGGAGAUCUUGGGAUUCACGACCAUAUUUGGAAAUGCUACCACAGAAGCUGCCACUCGCAAUGCCUUGCUUUUGUGUGAGAUAGCUGGACGUCCUGAUGUUCCUGUAGCCGAAGGUAGCCAUGAGCCUCUAAAGGGGGGAAAGCCGUGUGUUGCUGACUUUGUCCACGGUUCUGAUGGUAUUGGCAACAUAUGUUUACCUCCUCCCAAAGCAAAGAAGGUUGAGAAGAGUGCCUCAGAGUUUUUAGUUGAUAAGGUCUCUGAGUUUCCGGGUCAAGUAUCUGUACUUGCACUUGGACCUCUGACAAACUUAGCCUUGGCAAUCAAAAGGGAUGCUUCCUUUGCAAGCAAGGUGAAGAAAAUUGUUGUGCUUGGUGGUUCUUUCUUUGCGUUGGGAAAUGUCAAUCCUGCUGCAGAAGCAAACAUUUUCGGGGAUCCAGAAGCAGCUGAUAUUGUGUUUACUUCGGGGGCUGAAAUUGCUGUUGUGGGGAUAAACAUCACAACCCAAGUGAAACUAACAGAUGCCGACCUGCUUGAUUUAAAGCUAUCAAAGGCAAAGCAUGCUCAAAUUCUCAGUGAUAUGUGCAUGUUUUACAGAGAUUGGCAUGUUAAGUCCGAUGGGUUCCAUGGAAUUUUCCCUCAUGACCCAGUCUGUUUCUUGGCGCUAGUUCGCCCUGAUCUUUUCACUUUUAAAUGCGGAGUUGUGAGGGUGGAGACUCAAGGAAUCUGCACGGGCCAUACCUUGAUGGAUCAAGGUCUAAAGAAAUGGAACUCGAGCAACCCCUGGUCGGACUAUACUCCUGUUUCGGUCGCGUGGACGGUCAAUGUGGAUGAGGUUGUUGGCUGCAUCAAGAAGUAUCUGAUGAAAUAGUGAAAAGCCCGUUGUAAAUCUCUUCCCUUACUUUUAUAAUUGCGAAUCCUGGCCGUUCAAUUUCAGUCAGAAGCGGUUCGGUUCGUCUGAUGGUUUCUAAGGAAGCUUUGAACUGUAAAAUGGUGGAUAUUUGACCCGUAAAUGUAAACACACCUUGAUGGAAGAGAUUAUAUCAAUCCCUUUAUAAGGAUAAUACUUGUUUUUCA